Myotis daubentonii (Daubenton's bat) is the source of this 2601-nucleotide messenger RNA. Its product is annotated as protein Daple-like. Gene Ontology annotation, biological process: cytoplasmic microtubule organization; cytoskeleton-dependent intracellular transport. Gene Ontology annotation, molecular function: dynein light intermediate chain binding; microtubule binding. NCBI's taxonomy places the organism in Eukaryota, Metazoa, Chordata, Mammalia, Chiroptera, Vespertilionidae. The record is from RefSeq and is a predicted model, not a curated record. Gene Ontology annotation, cellular component: cytoplasm; microtubule organizing center.
AUGGACGGUGGACACAGCCUCAGGAUGGACGUUACUGUACGAGAGCUCAUGGAGCUCUUUCUGCAGAGCACGCUGGUGGCGGGGGUGACCCGCCACCAGGAGACCCUGUUUAACUUGCAGAGGUUGGAGGCCCCAGACAUGGCCCUGGAGGAGCUGGAGUUUCUCUCCAGCAACAUGACCUGUCGCCUCAGGAGGCUCUUAAUUGAGCAAGACAGUUACAGGGAGCUGGUCGUGACCAUGACCCAGGAGUGGAACACCAGCAGCCGCCCCAGCGAGGACACGCAGCCCCUGGCCGUGGAGCUGGCGGACACCAAGGCCACGCUACGCGGUGUCAGGCAGGAGCUGGAGGAGAAGACGAAGCAGCUGGCGGACGCCAGGCAUCAGUUGUACCAGCUGGUGCUGGUGCUGCAGGAGGCCCGGCGCAAUAACAUGGAGUUGGCAGCCAGCGCCCAGGCUGCUCCUGCCCUCCCUGAGGUGGACUCCCUGAGAGAGAAGGUGAGGCAUGUGGAGAGGCUGGAGAUGGAGGCGAUGGGCCUCAGGCAGAAGGAGAAAGACAUAGACUUCUAUUGUCUGGCCUUGCUCACCACAUCUCCGUAUGGAGACUUGGGCACCAUGACUCAGGUGCCGACUGGAGACGAUUAUUUUUCCAUGGACACCGAGGGCCAUCUCCAGGACCAUUGGAUUUGGUAUUGGAUUGAUAAGCUAUUCGAGCGGGAGAAGGAGAAUGUGCAGCUGAAAUCGAGGCUGCACCACCUACAAUUGGCCCGGGACACAGACCAGAAAUGCCUUGAGGAGCUGCGGGAAGAGAUCAUGGCCCUCAAGACUGCACAAGGGCAGAGUGUGGAGGAGUCCGCCCACCUGCACUGGGAGCUGGAGCAGCUGUCCUCCAGCUGCUUCCUGAAGCUGGACAAGGAGAAGCAGAGCCGCCAGGACACCGUCCAGGGGCUGCGCGACGCCUCCCUGGCCCUGCAGGAGAGCAGCCUCCAGCGACAGGAGCUGGAGAAGGAGAACCAGCAGCUCAGAAAGCAGAUUGAAGACUGGCAAGUCCAGAUGGAAAGAGAAAAGCAGACCAGCCGGGAUCUGGCGACUCUCUGUGAGGAGCUGGUGGAGGAGAGAGAACAGCUGCUCCGUGACAUCGAGACCCUGAAGGCUGAGGAAGCCCAGGAGUUCAAGGAUCUUAAACAACUGGUGCGUUCACUGCGGGAUAGUUCACAGACCAGCAGCAAGGCCCGCAUGAAGGGCCAGAAGACUGAGAAAAAAGUGCUCCUCCAGGCGGUGACAGACACCAAAAGGAAAGUGACCAUGAUGGAGUGGCAGCGGCGGCAGCUGUGCCGGGACCUGGAGCAGGUGAAGGCGCAGGCGGCGCAGGCACAGGAGCUGGAGCACAGGAAGGAGCUGCAUCGCCUGCAGGAGGAGAUCGAGAAGCUGGCCAUGGAGGUCAGCGCCCUGACGACAGCCCCCGAGAGGGUCCACGCCCUCGAGCGGGAGAGCCCGGACCUGUUGCUGGAGAACCAGAGGCUGCAGACGUCUCUGGACACCCUGCAGCCCGAGGGCCUGGAGCAGGACAAGCAGCUGGACACCAGGGUGGAAAAUUCCACUCUGAGCUCCCAGAGCGCCUCGCUCACUGCGCUCACAGAGCAGAACACGCAGCUCCAGCACCAGCAGCUGGCGGCAGCCCACAAGGCCCUGCAGCAGGAACACGCGUGCCUGGGCGCGCUCCACGAGCGCCUGGCUAGGGAGCACGAGGCCCUUCUGGACAAGUACCGCCGCCAGAAGACACUGCUGAGUCAGACCCUGAAGCUGGAGAGCAAGGCUCUCAGUGACAGAUACAAGGACCAGCUCCAACAUAAGGCGGCGCUGGAGCAGCUGGGGACGCUCUCGACCACUGAGCGGGAGGCUCUGCAGCAGGAGCAGAGGACGAGCACCAUGGCCGCCGAGGAGAACCAGAGGCUGCAGCGAGAGCUGGACAGGGCCAAUUCCCUGCACCAGCAGCUGAAAGGGGAGCAGGAGGAGCUGCAGACCCACACUAAGAAGCUGCAGACCUCCCUGAACGACACCCAGCUGCAGGUGAACUGCUGGCAGAACCAGUGCAACUGGCUGAGGGAGGAGCUCCAGAGCACGGACAUCUCACUGACCGAGCUGGACAACCGCUGCCAGCUGGUCUCCCGCCUCAAGGGCAACUUGGAGGGAGAAAAACGUGACCUGCAGAGCCAAAUCCAAAGGCUGAAAGAGCAGAACCAGAGGCUUCUCCAGGAGGACAUGGAGGACAAGGACCAGCACCAGGAAGAGCAGCAGCAGUACGUAGACAAAUUCAAUGCCUUACAGAGACAAAAUGAAAAACUGGAAGAAAAAAGCAUGGCUCAGCACAAGUUCCAUGAUCCAGCGCCAAAGAAGAAAAAGCACUGGAUUGGAGCCAAAGUCUUAGUCAAACUCAUCAAACUAAAGAAAGGGGGAUCCAGAGAACGACCAAAGUCAACCCCACAGAGGCCUCCCUGGCCGCUGGGGUCCUCAGACCAGGCCUCGCCCAGUACUUCUCAGCCUCUUCAAUCACAGCUGGAACCCCUCGAGGCCACCCCAUGCUGCUCAAAGGGGCAGCUGUGA